UAUUAUUAUUAUUAUUAUAAAAAGGAGUACAAGAGAAGGGAAAGGUAAGGGAGCUCUAGAUUUAUAAGGGCGAGUGAAAGAUUCACAUUCCCUCACAAAGUGAAAGAGUAACACAAAAAGCAGGGAAAGACAGAAAAAGAAAGAGGAGGAUUGUUACAAUCGUGAUCUGCCAUCAAGAUGAUCAAGAUACAAAGUGUACCGACAGGAAUAUACUCCGGCGACCCCGUUUGGGAUGAGAAGGGCCAUGGGGAAAUCUGCCAAAUUUUUAUUUCUCAGGAUGCAAAUUGCAUUAAAUGCAUUCAAUUUUAUUAUGUUGAAAAUGGCUCUGCAGUGCUUUCUCCUCCAUAUGGUGAACAUAACAGCCCCACUUUUUACCCUGUUCAAUUUAAUUACCCAUCAGAGUUCCUCACAAGGGUGAGUGGUACAUACACCUACGAUUGUGUCAGGUCACUAACAUUUACUACCAACAAGGGGACUUAUGGGCCUUAUGGUUGCAAAGAACAUGUUAUACCUGGAUACCAGUUACAGGAGUUCAACUUUUACAUGGGAGAGAAUAGGCAAUUUGGUGGGUUUCAUGGAUUAUCCGAUGGGCUAAAGCUCAAGUCAAUUGGAGUGUAUGUCAAACCCAGCGCCACAACACAAACUUCAUCUGUCGAAAUCUACAAGUCCAAAGUGGAUAUUCCCAACAUCUGGCCUUGAGAACAGCCAAAAUUCAGCUUGUUAAUGAAGAAAAUUAGCAAAAUAUAGGAUUAAUUAGUAUCGUACCAUAGUACGAUAUAGCAGCCUUUAAUAGUUUGAUGUAUAUGCUUGUUUGGAAUUGGAUGUUCCCUAUUGAAUAUCUAAGCCUGUUUGGGCCUAGUUUGGCUAA
Messenger RNA from Hevea brasiliensis (rubber tree), 868 nucleotides. Its product is annotated as inactive protein RESTRICTED TEV MOVEMENT 1. The record is from RefSeq and is a predicted model, not a curated record. Gene Ontology annotation, molecular function: carbohydrate binding. The transcript has 3 exons. NCBI's taxonomy places the organism in Eukaryota, Viridiplantae, Streptophyta, Magnoliopsida, Malpighiales, Euphorbiaceae. Bases 178 to 699 code for a protein of 173 amino acids.